Plasmodium yoelii is the source of this 312-nucleotide messenger RNA. RefSeq names its product histone H4, putative. Bases 1 to 312 code for a protein of 103 amino acids. Gene Ontology annotation, biological process: nucleosome assembly. Gene Ontology annotation, molecular function: DNA binding; protein heterodimerization activity; structural constituent of chromatin. Gene Ontology annotation, cellular component: nucleosome. The record is from RefSeq and is a predicted model, not a curated record. NCBI's taxonomy places the organism in Eukaryota, Apicomplexa, Aconoidasida, Haemosporida, Plasmodiidae. The transcript has a single exon.
AUGUCAGGACGAGGAAAAGGAGGAAAAGGUUUGGGAAAGGGAGGAGCAAAGAGACAUAGAAAAAUAUUAAGAGAUAAUAUUCAAGGAAUAACAAAACCAGCUAUAAGACGUUUAGCAAGAAGAGGUGGUGUUAAACGUAUCUCUGGUUUGAUAUAUGAAGAAAUUAGAGGUGUAUUAAAAGUUUUCUUAGAAAAUGUAAUUAAAGAUUCUAUUAUGUAUACAGAACAUGCUAAAAGAAAAACAGUCACAGCUAUGGAUAUUGUUUAUUCAUUAAAAAGACAAGGAAGAACUUUAUAUGGUUUUGGUGGUUAA